Molecule: messenger RNA, 2482 nt
Organism: Drosophila biarmipes
Lineage: Eukaryota; Metazoa; Arthropoda; Insecta; Diptera; Drosophilidae
Gene: GlyRS
Product: glycine--tRNA ligase
Exons: 2
Coding region: 316-2358 (680 amino acids)
Biological process (GO): mitochondrial glycyl-tRNA aminoacylation
Cellular component (GO): mitochondrion; cytoplasm
Molecular function (GO): glycine-tRNA ligase activity; ATP binding
Source: RefSeq, a predicted model, not a curated record
ACUGCCGUUGCAGUGUUGCACGCCGGCCGACAGAACACUCAUCCAACGAAAUUGCAUCCGCAAGUGAAGCUGUUGAAAGCGCUACCCCACCUGCGCAGCGCCACCUCAGCCGUGAGAAGUCCGUUAGCGAGAAAAACGUGGAGCGAGCACAUUGCCACGAAAGUGUUUUUUGGCACCACCACCACAAAAGCUUCCUCCGCCGCCGCACCACCGCCCACUCAGCCGCAAUCCUCGCCUUCAGCGCCACCCACGACCUGGGGCACCAAGAAGCAGCAUAGAAAGGUCAAGCUAAGAUCCGCAGCUGCCGAGUUCAUCAUGUCGAAUUCGGAGAUUGAGGCCCAGCUGGCUCCUCUGCGGGAGCGGGUCCAGGAGCAGGGCAACCUGGUGCGGGACCUCAAGGCCAAGGGAGCCCCCGAAUUGGACGUGAAGAAGGCCGUGGCCGAGCUGAAGGCCCGCAAGAAGCUGCUGGAGGACAAGGAGCUCGCCCUGACCCCCAGCGUCGUGAGCUUCGAUCGCGCCAAGAUGGAGGAUCUCCUCAAGCGCCGCUUCUUCUAUGACCAGAGUUUCGCCAUCUAUGGCGGCAUCACCGGCCAGUACGACUUCGGACCCAUGGGCUGUGCCCUCAAGUCCAACAUCCUGGCCCUGUGGCGUCAGUACUUCGCUCUCGAGGAGCAAAUGCUGGAGGUGGACUGCUCCAUUCUCACCCCGGAACCUGUGCUGAAGGCCUCUGGUCAUGUGGAGCGAUUUGCCGACCUGAUGGUCAAGGAUGUCAAGACCGGCGAGUGCUUCCGCCUGGAUCAUCUCAUCAAGCAGGCUCUGGAGAAGCUGUCCAAGGCCAAGGAGGCCACUCCUGCCCUGCAGGCCGAGUGCGAGGAGAUCAUCAUCAAGCUGGAUGGCCUGAACAAGCAGGAACUGGCUGAUGUGCUGGCCAAGUACAACAUCAAAUCUCCGCUAACCGGCAAUGAUUUGACCGAACCCAUUGAGUUCAACCUGAUGUUUGCCACCCAAAUCGGACCCACUGGCCUGGUGAAGGGUUUCCUGCGGCCGGAAACUGCCCAGGGCAUCUUUGUGAACUUCAAGCGGCUAUUGGAGUUCAACCAGGGCAAGCUGCCCUUCGCGGUGGCCCAGAUUGGCAACUCCUUCCGCAACGAAAUCUCACCCAGAUCCGGAUUGAUUCGAGUGCGCGAGUUCACCAUGGCCGAGAUCGAGCACUUCUGCGAUCCCGUGCUCAAGGAUCAUCCCAAAUUCGGCAAUGUCAAGUCGGAGAAGAUGACCCUUUACUCGGCCUGCAAUCAGAUGGAUGGCAAGUCUGCCUCUCAGGUGGAAAUUGGCGAGGCUGUGGCCACUAAGCUGGUGGCCAACGAGACACUCGGCUAUUACAUGGCCCGCAUCCAGCAGUUCCUCCUGGCCAUCGGCAUCAAGGCGGAGUGCCUGCGCUUCCGCCAGCACAUGUCCAAUGAGAUGGCUCACUACGCCUGCGAUUGCUGGGAUGCCGAGAUCCUCACCUCCUACGGUUGGGUGGAGUGCGUGGGCUGUGCCGAUCGCAGUGCCUACGAUUUGGGUCAGCAUACGGCGGCCACUGGAGUGCGUUUGGUGGCCGAGAAGCGGUUGCCGGUUCCCAAAACCGUGGAGGUCAGCGAGAUUGUGCCCAACAAGCAGGCUUUGGGCAAGACCUUCAAGAAGGAGGCCAAGAACAUUACGGAUGCCUUGGCCAAGCUGUCGCUGGAGGAGAUUACCAAGGUGGAGGAACAGUUGGCCGGCGAUGGUCAGUACAAGCUGACCACAGCCGAUGGCCAGAGCCACGAGCUCGGCAAGGACACCAUCAGUGUGAAGCACUCUUCGAAAACGGUCCAUGUGGAGGAGUUCAUCCCGAGCGUGGUGGAACCGUCCUUCGGCAUUGGUCGCAUCAUGUACUCCCUGCUGGAGCAUAGCUUCCAGUGUCGCGAUGGCGACGAGCAGAGAUGCUACUUCACGCUGCCUCCCCUGGUGGCGCCCAUCAAGUGCUCCAUCCUCCCGCUGUCCAACAAUACCGACUUCCAGCCCUACACCCAGAAACUUUCUUCGGCCCUGACCAAGGCGGAACUGUCGCACAAGGUGGACGACUCCAGCGGCUCCAUUGGCAGGCGGUACGCCCGCACGGAUGAGAUUGCCAUUCCCUACGGCAUAACCGUCGAUUUCGACACUCUGAAGGAGCCGCACACGGUGACUUUGAGGGAUCGGAACACCAUGAAGCAGGUGCGCGUCGGUCUGGAGGAGGUGGUGGGCGUGGUCAAGGACCUGUCCACGGCGCGAACCACCUGGGAGAAGGUCACCGAGCAGUAUCCUCUGUUCGAGCAGCAGGAGGCCAGCAGCAAGUAACCGGAUCGUCGACGAGUUUCUCACCCUUGACACGCAUUUACAGAGUCGAAACGUUUUCUAUUUCUUUUAUACCUACGCUUAAAGUUCAAUAAACAGGCAACAUUUAAUGCAUCGCAGGCUGAAA